This is a messenger RNA of Betta splendens (Siamese fighting fish), 4736 nucleotides long. Its product is annotated as YTH domain-containing family protein 1-like. The record is from RefSeq and is a predicted model, not a curated record. Gene Ontology annotation, molecular function: N6-methyladenosine-containing RNA reader activity; mRNA binding. The transcript is spliced from 6 exons. Lineage: Eukaryota; Metazoa; Chordata; Actinopteri; Anabantiformes; Osphronemidae. Gene Ontology annotation, biological process: mRNA destabilization. Bases 409 to 2268 code for a protein of 619 amino acids. Gene Ontology annotation, cellular component: cytoplasm.
GAUGGAGCAGCCAUUGGGGAAGUGAACAGAGCUUUAACGUAACUGAGGAGGGCUCUCUCCCUGGAAUAAAAAGGCAAAGUAAAAAAGCCAACGAGGACAGAAACAAUCAAGAUCCGAAAAGGGCCACUCGGCGACACAUAGCGUUAACUUUCAACCCUGUACCGGGACUCGACUACUGUCGGACGCAGUCACCGAGGCGACAGACUUGAACUGUGGAAGUUGGGAUACGUGCACACAGCGGAAAAUAUAGUUACAGCUGAGCCUGCUGCUACCACUAGCUGCACACAGCGGCACCGCUAGCCUCGCAGCUAACUGGAGCUGAGCUGUGAAUCGCUUUCAGAUCACGGAGCUUGACGUUCAGCCACAAGCUCAGGCUCUGUGAGAACCCAGGGACGUGUUUAAUGAAUUAUGUCUGCCACAAGCAUUGACCCUCAGAGAUCAAAAGGACAAGCGUCUAAAGUGCAAAAUGGUUCACUGCAUCAGAAGGAGACUGUCCAUGACAAUGACUUUGAGCCAUACCUCACUAGUCAGUCAACUCAGAACAACAGCUACCAGUCCAUCACCGACCCCUACCUCUCCAGCUACUACGCCCCCUCCAUUGGAUUUCCAUACCCCCUCAGUGAGGCUCCCUGGUCUACAGGUGGGGACCCCCCCAUUCCACCGUACCUCACCCCUUAUGGACCCUUGACUAAUGGAGACCAUCACUUCAUGCCGGACACGGUGUUUGGUCAGCCGGGGGGCCUGGGGAGCAGCAUCUACCCCCACAGGUUUAACUUUUUCCCUGAAAACCCUGCUUUCUCUGCUUGGGGCACAAGUGGCUCCCAAGGCCAGCAGACUCAAAGCUCAGCCUACGGUGGCAGUUACAGCUAUCCUCCCAGUUCCUUGGGGGGCACUCUAGUGGCUGAUGGUCAGACAGGUUUUCACAAUGACACCCUCAACAAAGCCCCCGGUAUGAACAGCCUGGAGCAGGGUAUGGUUGGCUUGAAGAUCGGAGGGGAUGUCACUGGCCAAGGGUCAGCAGUCAAGGCUGUGGGAUCCGUGAUUGGUGGCCCUGCGGUUGCAGCCACAGGCAAUGGAGCUACGCCUAUUGGAAUGCCCCCACCUAAACCAACCUCAUGGGCUGCUAUUGCCAGCAAGCCUGCCAAGCCUCAGCAGAUGAAAGUGAAAGUGAAGCCAGGGAUGCCCAAUCCAGGGGGAGCUCUGCCCCCGCCUCCCAUCAAACACAACAUGAACAUUGGGACCUGGGAUAAGGGCCCAGUGACUAAAGUAGCCACAGCUCCACUGCAGCAACAGCAGCAGGCGCUCGGACUGCCGCAUGCUGUGCCUCCCCAAGCCCCCAUGCAGCAAGGACCCAUGCAGCCUCCCCCUCCCCAGUCUUUGGUGCAGCCCCAGUUGCAACCUAUGGCCUUACAGCCCCAGCCCCCACAUCACCAACACCAUCAGCCACCACCGCAGUCCUACCAAAACCACACCCAGCCCCUACAAGCCCAGACCCGCUGGGUGGCCCCCCGCAGCCGCAACCAGGGCUAUGGCCAGGGUGGCCCCUGCCUGGAUGGUAGUGGUAUGAUGGGUUUGGUUGGCAGUGGUAACAAUGGGCCUCAAACAUCUGCCAACCAAGGACCUGGUGGAGAAUCUCACCCAGUGCUGGAAAAGUUGCGUGCCUCCCACAGCUACAACCCGAAGGACUUUGAAUGGAACCUGAAGAACGGCCGCGUUUUCAUCAUAAAGAGCUACUCUGAGGAUGAUAUCCAUCGCUCCAUCAAGUACUCCAUCUGGUGCAGCACGGAGCAUGGCAACAAGAGGCUGGACUCUGCCUUCCGGGCCAUGAAUGCUAAGGGUCCGGUGUACCUUUUGUUCAGCGUCAACGGCAGUGGUCAUUUCUGUGGCGUGGCAGAGAUGCGCUCACCAGUGGACUAUGGCACCAGUGCUGGUGUUUGGGCACAGGACAAGUGGAAAGGCAAGUUUGAUGUGGACUGGUUGUUUGUAAAGGAUGUGCCUAAUAGUCAGCUACGCCACAUCCGUUUGGAGAACAAUGACAACAAGCCAGUGACCAACUCCCGUGACACCCAGGAAGUUCCUCUGGAGAAGGCCAAACAGGUGCUUAAGAUCAUCGCCACCUACAAACACACCACCUCCAUUUUUGAUGACUUUUCUCAUUAUGAGAAGAGGCAGGAAGAAGAGGAGGAGGUACGCAAGACUUUUGAACCUGCCCCGAUACAGAAUCGAUCUCGGUUGGAUCAGGAGCGCCAGAACAGGAAUAAACAGUAGAAGACAAUUAUCUUCGGCUUGAACAGUUACACUAGGACUUUUGGUUUAAAAGACAGAAGAUUAUGAAAAUGCAACCAAGCCCUUCAGUUCUUUUUCUAUUUUAUCCUCUGCCAUCAUCGAGACUUGUGCUUUUUUUGCCCCAUGUACCACCCACUUCUUGUGCAGGGAUACCAAGCUGAUUUAAUGUAUAACCUAGACAACACCCCCACACUCAAGUCUUUUUUUGUUUUUAAAUCUAUAUAUAUAAUUUUUCUUCUCGUUCCAUCUCGUACUCUUCUCUCGCCAGACUGGUUUUCUCUCUCCUGUCCCCCAACCCUCUCCUCUUUCCAACUGAAUCAGGGUUUGACUGCACCAUGGAGUAAAAAUCUGCCACUUUAUAUUUCAGUACAAUCAGGAACGGAUGUGUCCUGCCCCAGUUUGUCCAUUUGGGGGCAACAUUGCCAUGCUUCAGAGUUUUAACUGUGCCAACAGGGUUGGAAGAUCCCAAAGGCAAUGUCGGACUUGGAACUGUGCGAUAAUAAACUUCAAUGGUUUAUCUAUUUUUCAUUCAGAUUGACGAAAUCUCUAUUUUUUUGGCUUACUACUGACAAUUUUCAUUUCAGAAACCUGUUUUCUGGAGCCUUAAUGUUUUUUUUUCUUUUUGUUUUGUUAUUGGUGACUUCUCAAAAGUACUGCGCAAACAGUGACACUGCUGGAGAAAUCAGGGAUAGUGUGAAGUCACACAGGACUCAAUACAUUUCAGAGGAGGAAUUGCAUAGGCCUCUGAAUAAGAAAUAAUGGAUGUGUCCUCCACAACCAGAACUGUCACAAUUUAAGAAAUCCUAUUAUUGGCCUCCUUCACACCGGUCUGCUUCGCUUUCUUUUCGUGUUUUUCUAGAAAGGGGUUAUUUGUAUGUUUCAUCAGGAGAUGUGUGUGCAACCCAGUCUGAGAGAAUUGUCGCAUUCACCAUUUUAAAUUGUUUUAUAAUCAGAAUUAUGUAAUGAUGUAACUGCUACAGUGAAUGAAUCAUUGCUCGUGCAUUUUUGUCCCACAUAAUUGGGGGAUGGGAGGGUUCACUGAUUAGUCCAUUCACCAUAAAUCUGUCUUAAACUUUUCUUUUUGUUUUUCUCUCUUCCCUUGAGUUUUGCUUUUGCUGAGUCUGUCAUGUUGGUCGUACUGCUAAGCUUUAACGUAGGAGCCUAUAUAUUCAUGGAGAAAGCCUGAAAUGUAUAACCUAAAAUUAAUGUAACUGAUUUACUAUUGAGUAAGAAAGAUGCGAAUGAAAUACGGUUUCUGUGUUGUUGGGUUAUGUUUUUUUGGCUGUUAAAAAAGGUAAAAAGGAUAGUUUUGUUUUAGACGGCACCAUUGAUGAUGCACUAAAGUGCUUUCAGGUACGUAAAGGGAGGAAUAAUUGCCUAUUAAAAGAACAAAGUCACCAAUAGUUGUUUGUGCCAUGCAUGGCGAGCUGCAUUAUUGUAAUUCUGCUUCAAAUGUUAAAACUAUUAUCCAUCCUGCAGUUCGUCGCUGAGGUGAGAGGGCUGAUGCUAUUUAGUCUUUUAAAGGACAGUGCCCCCUGUUCUCGUGUCAUUUGGAGCCAGAAUGCAGUUUAUGUUAAUGAGCAUUUGAGAUCAGCAGGUUCUGUCCUCUUGAUUAGUUUGACAUUGUCAUUUCAGUAGUUUGUAGAUUGCAAGGUUAAUAUGUUGUAGAGAGGAGUCCUGCUAGUAGUAGCUGUCAUUUCAUGCCAAGGGGCCAUUUCUUGACAUUUGUUUAAAUCUGGUUUAGCUCCGUGGCAAUCCAAUCAAAUGUUUGAUCUGAAAUCAUACUGACAGUUGGACCUGUUUGAAAGUGGCCUCACAAACUGGCCGUGUAUGCGCUAGCGUCUAUCCUGAUUCUGUCAGAUUUUUACUUGGUUGUGUUAAGCUGGCAGAAGGGCUGCACUUUGCUCAAGUCAGUGUGAAUAUGAAUUGUAGGCUCUCCAGCAGCAUUUACAGAUGUGUAAAGCUGCGCUGUGUUUUUUAUUUCUUCCUAGCCAGUCUAUCCGCCUGUAAUCUAACCUGGCCUCUAACAGGAUCAUUUAUUUCCCUGUUUCUUCUCUUUAUACCUAAUCAAUAGCUAGGUUGAUCCCGAGCAAUACGGUGAACUCCCUUCACAUGUUUGCCUUCACCAACUCGCCGCCGAAGGAAGCCAUCCACAUUGCAGCCACAAUGGUCUUUGCAUCACAAGCUGGUUUGGGUUUUAUAGUACAGGGCUUACAUGUACGUCAAUUAUAAUUGUGUGAAGAUGUGUGCUGCAAUAUAGGGAUGUCAGGUUAGCCAUGAAACGUAUAUGUAUUCACACUACAAAGGAUUAAUGACAACAAAUAUUAAAUGAACAUUGAUUAUCUUAUAGACCACAGUUGUAGUGGGCAUAAUAACUUGUUCAGAAGAUUUAUCUUGGUUUUUCUUUAUAGAGGAAAUCAAGCCUUAAUAAACUGUCCAUUAAGAAAUUG